This is a messenger RNA of Manis javanica (Malayan pangolin), 1759 nucleotides long. NCBI's taxonomy places the organism in Eukaryota, Metazoa, Chordata, Mammalia, Pholidota, Manidae. The record is from RefSeq and is a predicted model, not a curated record.
GCCGGAUGUUCAGGCAGUGGACCACUUUUUCUAAAAGUUUGAUUGGAAGAGAAAGAAGGAGAAGGGGUGCUUAUAUGAAGUAACAAGGUCAAGGGAAGGUGGUUCUAGCACAGUGAGGCUUUGGGUUUGUUAGAAGAGAAGAAAGAACCAGAGUCCAUGUGGAAGUGGAGGAAAAGGCAGGGAGGGGACUGUGCCUGGAGCAGGGUCCCUGUGUGGGGGCAGGGGUGGUCAGGUAGAGGAAGGCUUCAAAGUCACAGGCUGGUGGAGAUGGUCCCCACUGAAUCGUUUAUUUCUUCCCUUCCUUCCUUUUCUAGUAUUCUUUUUAAAUCUUCUUUGUCCUGGACUUUGCUGUUACUUCUUUGAGUAACAGUUACAUUUUCUUGACCCUGACCUCUUUUGCAACCCCUGAGAGGGUGCAGGGGCUCAGCUGUCUCCUGGAAAUUGUUUUAUUGUUUCCUUCUUGGAAGCCAAGACAUUUUUGCUUGCUUGUAGAGCCAUCUUAGCUGGCUGUGAGCCUCUUGUGGAGAAAAUAUUUGGACAGAAGCAGCAGGAAAUACUGGCAGCUGUGGCUUUCUGUGGGGCAUGGAGGAUGGCAGGGAGAGGACACCUUUGAAGAAGGAACACAGCUUCUUUGGUUUUCCUGAGCAUGCUCCAGCUGUGCUUACCCUGAGCUCUGCCAGCUGGGCAGCUGCUGUGGCCAGGCCGGGAGCCAGGAGCCAGGAGGCCCGUGCGGAGACGGACCUGCAGAAGAUCAUGGGGAUGGAGUUCAGCGAGGACAAGAUCCAGUACCUGGUGUAUCAGAUGCUCAAGGGUCUUAAGUACAUCCACUCAGCUGGCGUCAUCCACAGGGACCUGAAGCCGGGCAACCUUGCUGUGAACGAGGACUGUGAGCUGAAGAUCUUGGAUUUUGGGCUGGCAAGGCCUGCAGACGCAGAGAUGACAGGCUAUGUGGUGACCCGCUGGUACCGGGCCCCCGAGGUGAUCCUCAGCUGGAUGCACUAUAACCAGACUGUGGACAUCUGGUCUGUGGGCUGUAUCAUGGCAGAGAUGCUGACAGGAAAAACUCUGUUCAAAGGGAAAGAUUACCUCGACCAGCUGACCCAGAUCCUGAAGGUGACUGGGGUGCCGGGUGCAGAGUUUGUGCAGAAGUUGAAGGACAAAGCGGCCAAAUCCUAUAUCCAGGCCCUGCCACAGAGCCCUAAGAAGGAUUUCUCUCAGCUCUUCCCACAAGCCAGCUCCCAGGCCAUAGAUCUGCUAGAGAAGAUGCUGGAGCUGGAUGUGGACAAGCGCCUGACAGCCUCGCAGGCCCUCACCCACCCCUUCUUUGAACCCUUCCGGGACCCGGAGGAGGAGACGGAGGCUCAGCAGCCAUUUGAUGAUUCCUUAGAACAUGAGAAAUUUACAGUGGACGAGUGGAAGCAGCACAUUUACAAGGAGAUUGUGAACUUCAGACCCAUUGCCCGGAAGGACUCACGGCGCCGGAGUGGCAUGAAGCUGCAGUGAUGCAUCCAGCCUGACCUUUGACUGAGCCUGGGGACUGCCACAGGCACCAACUGCCAGACACUGCCCACAGAACCGAUGUUUAUUUGUCACUUCUAAAAUUUCAACCCUUCUUGGAUUAUAGCCUUCCAAGCAGAGGACAGAGCGCCCUUGUCCUUGUAUAGAAAACAGGCCUAUUGGAUGCAGAAUUCAAAGAAGUUGGCUGGGAGAAAUUACUCUGCUCAUAACCCACUACAUUAAAAUCCCAUUGGGAGAAUCA